This is a messenger RNA of Ostertagia ostertagi, 243 nucleotides long. Lineage: Eukaryota; Metazoa; Nematoda; Chromadorea; Rhabditida; Trichostrongylidae. The record is from the annotation of a GenBank genome assembly.
GAAUGCCGUCGAGGUCUUGAAGGAACGAAUCUUUGCGUGAAGUGUCCAGCUCGAUUUGAGACUCGGCCGGGACUCGCGAAUCACUUUAAAUUGCAUUUUGGAGAAAAACGCAAAUUUGCAUGCGAGUUGUGUGACUUUUCGGCGACUACAAUGAAGUCGCUACGUUUUCAUCGACGGGUACAUGACCGUUAUGGGGUAGGACCGGCUACUCUUCCAGAAUCGCUUAAGAACGGACUUUCAAUU